Messenger RNA from Camelina sativa (false flax), 1816 nucleotides. Its product is annotated as serine carboxypeptidase-like 27. Gene Ontology annotation, molecular function: serine-type carboxypeptidase activity. Gene Ontology annotation, biological process: proteolysis. NCBI's taxonomy places the organism in Eukaryota, Viridiplantae, Streptophyta, Magnoliopsida, Brassicales, Brassicaceae. Gene Ontology annotation, cellular component: vacuole. The record is from RefSeq and is a predicted model, not a curated record.
ACAAGACAGUAGUAGAGUAGUGCGCUAGCUGUUCUGUUAAGUAACUAUAAGUUUGACUUUGAGAACAAUUAAAUGUUUCUUACACUCACUCUCUCCAAAUCGUGAGGAAUCCAGAGUUCCACCAGAUCUAACUCUCUUAGAUCUGAUCCAUGGAUCACUCUUUUCUUCUUAUCAUUCUCUUACUCACAAUCUCUUCUUCAAGUUCAUGUUGUGCUUCUUCUUAUGUGGAAGAACAGCUGAGAGACAGAAUCAGUAAGUUGCCUGGACAACCUAGUAAUGUAGAUUUUAGACAGUACUCAGGCUAUGUCACUGUGAAUGAAGAACGUGGAAGAGCUUUGUUCUACUGGUUGGUGGAGUCUCCGUUGACCCGUGACCCAAAGUCUAGACCUUUGGUUCUGUGGCUCAAUGGUGGCCCUGGUUGUUCUUCUGUUGCUUAUGGAGGUGCUGAAGAAAUUGGUCCUUUUCGCGUUGGGUCUGAUGGCAAAACUCUUCAUCCAAAACUUUAUGCUUGGAAUAAAUUGGCAAACCUGCUAUUCUUGGAGUCUCCAGCUGGAGUUGGUUUCUCAUAUUCAAACACAAGCUCAGAUCUUUACACAACCGGUGAUCAGAGAACAGCCGAAGACUCGUAUAGAUUUCUUGUCAGCUGGUUUGAGAGGUUUCCACAAUACAAACAUAGAGACUUUUAUAUUAUUGGAGAAAGCUAUGCAGGUCAUUUUGUUCCUCAGUUGUCUAAACUUGUCCAUGAAAGAAACAAGGGUUUCAGGAACCCGGCUAUAAACCUCAAAGGUUUUAUGGUGGGAAAUGCUGUUACAGAUGACUAUCAUGAUUAUAUAGGAACAUUUGAAUAUUGGUGGAAUCAUGGUCUCAUAUCCGAUUCCACGUAUCACCAGCUAAAGACAGCGUGCUACUCAGUAUCAUCUCAGCAUCCUUCACUGCAGUGUAUGGAGGCUCUGAGAAAUGCCGAAUUAGAGCAAGGAAAUAUCGAUCCAUAUAGCAUUUUCACCAAACCUUGCAACAAUACUGUACAACUUAAGAGAUUCUUAAAGGGUCGCUAUCCAUGGAUGUCAAGGGCUUAUGAUCCUUGUUCAGAGAGAUAUUCAAAUGUGUACUUUAAUCGCGUGGAAGUUCAGAAGGCUCUCCACGCAAAUGUCACUCGCUUACCUUACCCUUGGAAAGCAUGCAGUGACAUUGUGGGAAACUAUUGGGAAGAUUCUCCUCUGUCAAUGCUUCCUAUAUACAGAGAAUUGAUUACUGCAGGUCUCAAAAUAUGGGUUUUCAGUGGGGAUACAGAUGCGGUUGUUCCUAUAACCGCUACCCGAUACUCUAUUGAUGCACUGAAGCUAGCAACCAUCACAAACUGGUACCCAUGGUACGAUCAUGGCAAGGUAGGUGGGUGGAGUCAAGUGUACAAAGGGCUUACAUUAGUAACAGUAGCAGGAGCUGGUCAUGAAGUGCCUCUACACCGUCCCCGUCAAGCCUUUAUUCUUUUCAGAUCCUUUUUAGAGAACAAACCAAUGCCUAUGACCUGAAACAUCAAACCUGAUGGGAACUCUUCCCAAAUACAUAUUCUUUCUCCUUCAUCAUCAAUAAACCAAGUGUUUCUUCAUUCACUGUCUUCCACCAUCCUUGGUACAUCCAAAUCCAACACACGACUGAGUAGCUAUUGAGUACAAGUCAUAAGCUACUCUUCUUUUUUUUUUCUUUUUCUUUUCUUUUGUAAAAUCAUGUCUCAAACAGUUUUAUAUCUUUUCUCCAUUAUUGUAUGAUGCAAAGCAAAACCUUUCACACUAAAUGAUAUUACAUGAUAGUUUAUAGA